UUGGUCCAAAGGUGUUAAGGAUGGUGCGCCAUAUUUUAUUACUCGCGUUUUUGGUGGGCACGACCCUAGCUGUCCCAACACCCGACAGAAGGAUUGUCGGUGGAAUUCCGGUGGAACAUGGCGAGGCUCCGUGGGUGGUUUCAAUGCGUUCAUCGUUGAACAUCCACUUCUGCGGUGGAAUUCUGCUUAAUUCUCGCUUCGUUCUGACGGCCUCAACCUGUAUGAGUGGCCGUUUGGCUAGCACAACGAUGGCUGUUCUGGGAUCACGUUUCCUGAAUACGGCUGCCGCCGCUUACUACGGAGUUCAAACCAUCCAUCAUCCGUCCUUCAACGCCAAUACGCUACAGCAUAACGUGGCUUUGUUCCAGACCAUCCAGAACGUCAUCUUCACCAACAUCGUUCAACCAAUCCACUUCUCCACGGACGCUGUCCAGCCUGGUUCCCGUGCUAGAAUGUUCGGAUGGGGUCACACUGAAUUCGGAGGCAGCAACUCCAACGCCUUGCAGUUCGUAGUGUUGAACGUGAUCGACAAUGAUGUCUGCCGUGCUAACCUGGGAGGAGAUGCGAUCCGAGUUGGAGACAGCUCGUUGUGUACUAUGAAUCGUGAGGGUCAGGGAAUUUGCACGAACGAUCUUGGAGGACCACUGGUAUUUGAAGACCAGCUGAUCGGUAUUGCCGCUUGGAAGGUUCCAUGUGCCACCGGACGUCCGGAAGUUUUCGUCCGAGCACAGUCCAUCAAGGAUUGGGUUCACAGCAUUAUUCUAACGAUGCUACGAUAUCUAGUCAUUUUCAGUUUGUGCUGUGCGACCUUCGCAGAUGAAGACCAAUCAAUUCGCAUCGUCGGUGGUCGGGAGGCUUCUCCCGAACAGUUUCCAUUCAUGGCUUCUCUUAGAACUCUCAAGAACGUUCACCGAUGUGGAGCGGCCAUCAUCAGCGAUCGUUGGCUUCUGACGGCAGCUCAUUGCACUCUCGGAAUUCCUCAUCAUCAGCUACGGGCAGUCGUUGGAACCAUUGAUCUUACCAGGGGAGGUGUUUCCUACAACUUCAAACAGUUUAUCGAACAUCCGGAUUACAAUGAAGGAUUGCUAGAAAAUGACAUUUCGAUAUUGGAAACUGCAUAUCCAAUUAUGAUGAGCAGCUUAGUAAGACCAGUAAAAAUGGCAACGACUUUGACAGCUCCAGACCAGUCUGCCAUCACCUGUGGUUGGGGACAAACGGCUUCGAACUCGAAAGUCUCCAACAAGCUGCAAUUUGUUGAAGCUUUCACAAUUAGCAACGAAGAAUGUUGGCUGAGGCAUAGCUCGCAGAUUCGGCACCGGAUUCAUAGCAGCAAUGUGUGUGCUUACGUUCAGAAGGGUCAGGGAACUUGUAUGGGUGAUUCUGGUGGACCGAUGAUUGUGAAUGGUGUGCUGACCGGACUAGUUUCUUGGGGUGUUCCUUGUGCCAUGGGAGUACCGGAUGUUUACACCCAGGUCGCAAGCCAUCGCUCAUGGGUUCUGAGAACAACCGGGAUUCAAGUAUAA
Messenger RNA from Uranotaenia lowii, 1523 nucleotides. RefSeq names its product trypsin zeta-like. Gene Ontology annotation, molecular function: serine-type endopeptidase activity. Gene Ontology annotation, biological process: proteolysis. The transcript has 5 exons. The record is from RefSeq and is a predicted model, not a curated record. The coding region runs from base 21 to 1523 and encodes 500 amino acids. NCBI's taxonomy places the organism in Eukaryota, Metazoa, Arthropoda, Insecta, Diptera, Culicidae.